This is a messenger RNA of Felis catus (domestic cat), 1693 nucleotides long. It is a transcript of the gene RASL12, whose product is annotated as RAS like family 12. The record is from RefSeq and is a predicted model, not a curated record. The coding region runs from base 426 to 1085 and encodes 219 amino acids. NCBI's taxonomy places the organism in Eukaryota, Metazoa, Chordata, Mammalia, Carnivora, Felidae. The transcript has 5 exons. Gene Ontology annotation, molecular function: GTP binding; GTPase activity.
GUCGCCAUGUCCUCGGUGUUCGGGAAACCCCGCGUGGGCAGCGGGUCGCAGAGCGCGCCUCUCGAGGUCAACCUGGCCAUCCUGGGACGCCGCGGGGCUGGCAAGUCCGCUCUGACCGUGAAGUUUCUGACCAGGAGGUUUAUCAGCGAAUAUGACCCCAAUUUGGAGGACACCUACAGCUCCGAAGAGACAGUGGACCACCAGCCUGUCCACCUGAGGGUUAUGGAUACUGCAGACCCGGUAACAGUACCCCCAUUACCCCUGGAGAGCUGAGAGUCCAUGCAGCCUCCUGGGAAGUCCUGGUCCCAGAGUGGAUGCCUCAGAUGGGAAUGUGUAAACUUUUUAAGCUCUAGUUUGCUGUGUGACCCUGAAUGAGGUGCUGACCUCUCCAUUCCGGAAUCUCUUCGUUUGCCAAGUGAGAAGGGAUGGGAUGGGGCCUGGGGAGACCUGAUGGUUGCUGGCAUCAACUCAGAGAUCCUCUCAUCUGGGACUUGAUGCUCACAUACACAUGGAGACAGGAUACCCCCAGGAACUGUGAGCGCUACCUGAACUGGGCCCACGCCUUCCUGGUGGUAUACAGCAUGGACAGCCGCCAGAGUUUUGAGGACAGCAGCAGCUACCUGGAGCUGCUUGCUUUGCACGCCAAGGAGACACAGCGCAGCUCCCCUGCCCUCUUGCUGGGCAACAAGCUGGACAUGGCCCAGUACAGGCAGGUCACCAAGGCAGAGGGUGCAGCCUUGGCUGGCAAGUUUGGGUGCCUGUUUUUCGAGGUCUCUGCCUGCCUAGACUUUGAGCAUGUGCAACAUGUCUUCCACGAGGCCGUGCGGGAGGCACGGCGGGAACUGGAGAAGAAUUCCCUGCCCCGGCCCCUCUUCAUCUCCGAGGAGAGGGCCCUGCCACACCAGGCUCCGCUCACUGCCCGGCAUGGGCUGGCCAGCUGUACCUUCAACACACUUUCCACUGUCAGUCUGAAGGAGAUACCUGCCGUGGCCCAGGCCAAGCUGGUCACUGUGAAGGCAUCCCGGGCCCAGAGCAAGCGCAAGGCACCUACCCUGACCCUGUUGAAGGGCUUCAAGAUCUUCUGAGGGCACCCCUAAGGAUCCCAGACUUAGGGGCUGUGCAGGGCUGCAGGAUAGGGGCUGACUUCUCACCACUGGCUUUCCUUCUGAUGGAACAAUAGCCCUCGCCCUCUGGCGGACAGUUGAUCCCUCUUCCAGCACCAAGUAAUUUCCCUGACACCCAGUUUACUGUGUGAGCUGGAGGGACAGGCAGAAUGCUGCUCUUAGUCCCUCCAGGCCUUGGUUUCCAUGGUAACCACUGCCGUUCCCCCACCCUGAAGGGAAGUAGCCACAAGACAACACGGAGACCUAGGUCUGGCUGAAGUGGAAGGAAAUUGCAGUGUCCAUCAUGGUGCCAUCACCCCUUCCUGCUCCAGCAACAGCCAGGCCAGAUGUGGCCCCUAGUGGACAGCUCUGGAUGGAUGGUCACCACCAGUAGGCCCUGCGUACAAGGAGGCCGGAGAACAUUCUACAGGAGCAGACUUGAAGUCCUGGCACCACCUAGUGGACGGAAAGGGCAGAGCGGCUACAAGUUUUGGGUGGCCUGAGCCUGGCCCUCCUGUUGUCUUCUGAUUUCACAGAAGCCCCAAGCACCAAACCCCACAGUUAAUCCAAGUAAAAUCUAGUUUAAAUAA